CUUGAACGUUAAUGGACAUGUUGUAGAGCGCAGCGUCAUUUCUUUCGGUUCUGUCAGCGGAAAAGUGAAAAUAGAGUUGCAGAGCCUGCCCGAAAAACUGAAGAAAACCCCUCGAAGAAACCGCAGCUCUCAGCUAAAAAAGUUCACUGUAAUUCUGCCCAGUCACCGCAAAAAUCACCUCGCAUCAGAAAUAUUUUUGGCGACAACUCUAGAAACGCGGAAAUAUUCGUCAGAUUGUCAAAAGGAAAAAAAGUUAACAAAAACAACAACGCGAGUGCACGUGUGUGUGAGUUCGGUGCCGAAUAACAGUGUGUGUGUGCCGCCUGUCUGUGUGUGACAGAUAAAAAAAAUAAAGGAGAAAAAAGAAGUUGUCGAAAGUCGUGCAAGAAAAUCGAAGAAAAUAGUGCAAGCGCUGCAGGGAAAUUGUCCGGAAAAAUCGCAAAAUCCAUUGUUUUUUGCCGGCAACUUAAUGACGUCACGUCGUGCCGCCAGCAGCAACAACAACUCGCGUGCUUAGUCACACACACCAGUGCAGCAAGCAAACAAAAAAGGUUAAAAAUACAUUUCCAAUUCACCAUCUCGGCGCAAAAGUAAAACAGUAAACAAAUACAAGAAAAAACAGCAGCCGCUUUUCUCCCCCAACAACAAAAAUAACUUCAACUCCGCCAGCAACAACUACAACAACAACAAGUCAGCUGGACUACCGAAGAUAAUGUAAAAUCAGCUUACACCCAAGCAAAAGCAGUAAAAUAAAAUACAAAUUAACAGCUGCGUCUAUCUAUAGAUAUAAACACACACACAUCUAUAUAUUUGAAUAAGCGUUCGAUUUGAAUCAAAAUUAUAGCCCAAGCUAUCAGCUAUAUCCCCCAAAAGCUUUGUACUCCACAAAACGCUAACGAACAAAAUCGAUAAAAACCAGAAACCAACUGAAAUCAUACCACAUCUGCCAUAGAUCUAUGCUAUAUACAUAUAUAGGUGCUGAUCUGUGCUCUUGAAUUUAGUGUUUUUUGUGUGCGUGUCGCGAGAGGAGCAAAAAGAAAAAAACAAAAGAACACUUUCUCUAGUCGCUAGGCUAAACCAUAUAUAAACUCCAGCUAACCCAGAUCCGUAAUCAGCAACUAGCUAUAUAUCUAUACCCCAAACACGAUGGCCAACGUUGUCAAUAUGAACAGCCUGCUCAACGGCAAGGACUCUCGCUGGCUGCAACUGGAGGUCUGUCGCGAGUUCCAGCGCAACAAAUGCUCGCGCCAGGACACCGAGUGCAAGUUCGCCCAUCCCCCGGCCAACGUGGAGGUCCAGAACGGCAAGGUCACCGCCUGCUACGACAGCAUCAAGGCCACGCAACUCUUAGACAUGGACAACUUCAAGGUAAAUUACACGUUACACAGCGAACUCUAUCGCCAGAAAAUCCCAAAACUCUCGGCCUUUGGCCGCUGUAAUCGUGAUAAACCGCCGUGCAAAUACUUUCAUCCACCACAGCAUCUGAAGGAUCAGUUAUUGAUAAACGGACGCAAUCAUUUGGCACUCAAGAAUGCACUGAUGCAACAGAUGGGCAUCGCGCCCGGCCAGCCGGUCAUAUCGGGCCAAGUGCCAACCGUGGCCACAAACCCCUAUCUGACCGGCAUUCCGGCCAACUCGUACAGCCCGUACUACACAACGGGACACCUGGUGCCCACCUUGCUGGGCCCGGACCCCUCGGCCGUGGCCUCCCAGCUGGGACCCGUGGUGCCCCAGACAGUGCAGGUGGCCCAGCAGAAAAUACCACGUUCCGACAGAUUAGAGGUGUGCCGCGAAUUCCUGCGCGGCGCCUGCAAACGGGCGGAGUCCGAGUGCCGGUUCGCCCACCCGCAGGAGACCGUCGCCAGGCACGACGACGGCUCGAUAACGGUUUGCAUGGACGCCGUGAAGGGCAGGUGCGCACGCGACCCCUGCCGCUACUUCCAUCCCCCCCUGCACCUACAGGCACAAUUAAAAGCGGCCCAAACACGCGCCACCGCUGUCGCUGCUGCAGCUGCGACCUCACCCCUGACGGCACACCAUCACCAGCAACAACAACAAUUGCAACACCAGCUGAACAACAUCAACAACAACAACCACAGCACCGCUGGCGCAGCAGCCACCUCGACAACAGCAACAACAACCACAAACAACGCCGCUGCCGCCGCCGCCGCUGCUGCCGCCGCCGCUGCCGCCGCCGCCGUAAUGGGCCAUCAUACACUGGAAGUGGGCAAGAAGCGGGCGGCGGACACGACCGAUAUGUUUCCACUGAUGGAUGUUAAAACGGUUGGUUCAUUUUACUAUGAAAACUUCCAAUUCUCUGGCAUGGUUCCGUUCAAACGUCCAGCUGCCGAAAAGUCUGGCAUUCCAGUUUAUCAGCCCGGUGCGACCGCCUAUCAGCAGUUAAUGCAGCCCUAUGUGCCAGUCUCAUCGAAUCCGAAAAUACCCCUGAACGCUUCCUGUGUCAUCUACACGGAUGCCAGUGGCCAGUUACUGGACACCCUCCCGGUGUGCCAAGAUUUUAAUAGAUCUAUGUGCAGUCGGUUAAAUUGUAGAUUCGUUCAUUUAACUGAAGAUGACAAGGUCGAGGUGAUUGAUCAACGUGUUGCUGUCUGCCGCGAUCAUGCCAACAGCCAGUGCCGCCGCAAGCAGUGUAAAUACUACCACAUACCGAUUGUCCUGCCGCCGGCCAACAUCAUGGCGGCCAUGAUCACCAGUCCCAGUGAUCCGCAGCCCGCUGUUCCGGUGGCCACAACAACAGCCAGCCAGGCAGCAGCCGCCACACCAGUCUACAACGGCGCCAGCAACUUGAUCAUCAUCGAGCCGCAGCAGCAACACCAGCAGCAGCAACAGCAACAGCCGCAGCAGCAACAGUUCAGCUACCACAGCAACAGCAGCAAUAACAACUACUACCACAGCAACGCCAGCAAGCAGGCCAGCAACAUAUACCAACAGCAGCAGCAGCAUGCGCAGCAGCAACACGCGCAGCAGCAGCAACAUCUGCAGCAGCAACAGCAACAGCAACAGCCAACCCACAUCACCUACCACUGCAGCUCGCCCUACUCCCCCUCGUCGGCCUCCUCGUCGUCCUCCUGCUCGAUAGCCACCUCGCCCACCCUCUCCUCGGCCACCACGCUGUCCACCACCUCGACGGCCACGAUGCCCACUCCGCAGCAGCAGUACCAGCAGGGUCCGGCGGCCACGGCGACCUUCCUGAAGGCCCCCGCCUACUACACCGAUGCCACGCCCACCCUGGUGCUGAGCAGCGACUACAACUCCAACUGCAUCCCCAUCCAGGGCACGCCGUUCAUCUCGCUGCAGGCCGCCCCGCAGCAACAUCUGCUGAAGUACACCACCCAGGCGGCGCCGCCGCAGGGGCAGCAGCACGCCUUCAUGGGGCACCACCACUACCAGACGCAGAUGGGCCAGGUGGUGGCCACCACUGUGGCCGCCAUUCCGGCCACCACGAUCACAGUGGCGCCGGCCACAGUGGCGUCCCCUUCGACCUGCAUCUAGAAGAAGGGGUUUUGCCAGGGGCUUCUGCCAGGGGGGGCAGCUCUGUUCGUUUUCCCAGAAACGUAUGUUAAGUCAUAGGGGUGGGUUUCUUCCGAAAUCUCCAGAGGUUUGAAAACAAUAGUUAUGGGUCUCAAAAGUACGUAAUAUCCGAAUUUCAUAAUUCAAUAUCUGAACAGACAAAUGUCUUAAGAAAUUGUAUUUCCUAUUGAUGGGCAUUUUUAAUCACGUUUUUAAGUCUCCAGAGAUCCGAAAACAUUAUUUAUGGCCCUAAAAGUAUGCAACAUCCAAUUUCGAUUUUUCAAUAUCUGUGACCUUCAUUUUAAUUGACGUUUUCAAUUCUCCAGAGAUUUGAGAAACCCGCCUUAUAAGGUUUUUAUUAUUAAAAGUUUGUCACCCACUUUAUCCAUUGGAAUACUCGUUUUUGUCAACUCCACUUCACCUAGAUACUUAUAUUGCAUACUCCUCACAACCUAAGCAACACAAUACGUAUACCAAUCAUGAAUACUCCCGAAGCGAUGCUCCAAGAUAAAUUGGAGGAAAUCAAAAGCAAGCAGAACUUGUCUGAAAAAGGUCUAAGCUAGUAAAGAAAACUUCAAACAAUCACAUUCUACGAAACACAAACAUUGAGACACAAAGCAGUAAUGGAAGUUUUUGACGAAAAUUAAAGGUUGAUAUGAACUAUUUACAAAAAUAAGAACCGAAAGUACUAUUUGGGGGAGGAGAAAGGAAAACUCUACAGAACUUUUUCGUACGUAUAGCAAGACUUUAACGUGUAAGCAUCCCAUUUACACAUCAAGUGACACGCAUUAGAGGGAAAAUAUUGAGUGACGACUCUACAAUAUUACGAAACCAAAAUGAAAGAAGCAAAAAAGAGUGUUGUUAAAUGCAAAAAGAAACAAAAGAAAAUUAGCAAUUAAAAAUUGAACUUAAUAUUACAAGAGGAGGAAAUUGAUGGAAAGCGCAGUUGCAUUAAAAUUAGUUACAAACUAUUUUAAACUCUAGUGUUCCAUAUUUCAAUGCAAAUAAAAUACAAAUUAAAGUGAAUAAAGGUACAUAAAAGUGGAUAAACAUUUAGUGAGGAGUGUUAAUAUUAGCUAAGGUUAAGCCUGACAAACCGUUCUCCAUGGCAAAUAGUCAAAAUUAAUCAAAAACAGAAUCUACAUAGGCCAUAGUUAAGCAGCAAGAACAACUAAUAAUAAACACUUAACAAUAACAAUAAUAAUAACGAUAAAGAUGGGGAUGAAGAUGAAAAAGUACAGUCACGUCCUAUUUUUGCAACAACGAUUUACUACAAGCGAGAGGCAAACGAUACGGAGAUUUUAUUAAGCAGAACGCAGAGAUCAGAUACAGAUACAGAAAACAGAAAACAGAGUACAGAAACCAUAAUCCUUUUUUACAUUUUAUAAUAACGAUCAAGAUAAAUCAGCAAAACUACAGCAAGAGAAAUCAUAUUUUUUAUAUACAAAAAGGAAGCAUCAAAAACAUCACUGAUAAACAAAAUCGAGAUGAGGUAAACAACAAGAAAUUUAAUCAAAUCUAAAGGAAUAAGCAUUUUUGCAACAACAAACAAAGAGGAGACUUUUUUAAAGUGUAUAAUUAACUACUCAUUUAGCUGAAUUCUCUAGUAAAUGAAAAGUAACACGAGAACCUACACACAGCUCACACAGAAAUCGAAAUUGAACCGUACUAUAUCUUCCUAUGCAAACGAUUUGUAAGCACUAUAUAUGUAUAUAGAGACAUACCCACUAUAUGCGACUUUGCGAAUCCAAACUUAUUUCCGAUUCACUGUUCGUUUACAGUUGGCGCUGUUGUAAUUAAGAUUUGUGACUUGGUUUUUUAUACACUCAAGAACGUAUUUGGAACACAACACAGAAUAACAAUUACAAUAAAUUGCAGAAUGGAAACUACUUAUUAUAUACAAGAAGCAUACGUAUAUACACUAUAUGUAUAUAUACUACAUAUAUUUAUGUCUGUACACGUAUAAAUAUAUACAUUAACACAAAUAUAUUGAUUAUAUAUAUAUAUAUAUUUACUAAUGGCAACUAAACAUGAAAUGUGAUCUUUUAAAGAAACAAAAAGUAAAAGUAAAAGAAGAAAAAUAAUAAUUUAACGAGGGCAGAAUUGGAUAAAGGUAAAAUGGAAUUAAAGUGAAGCGAUUACUAGAGCCAUUGCAGCAGGAUAGUUAAACGUAAUAUUAAAUUGGUUCCAUCUCGAGGCAAGCGUAAGAAUAUCUCCAUUCAAUAACGAUAACACCAAUAAUACUCGACAUCUAGCUAAUAAUUGUUCAACAAUAACAGAUUUAUCUACAUAUACAUUUAAGGGCUGGCUAUAAUAUACGGAAAUUUGUUUUCUCAUCUACUAUCACCUACUAUCCAUACACCUGAGUUCCUCUUUCUCUCUAACACUCGGAUACUGACUCCAGCACCUUAACCUUAACCUUAACCACUCGUAGUAGUACUCAACUUCAGCUCUUCGCUCUCUUCGAAGCCUCCGCAAAUCUUACUCGACCACAAUGGAAGUCGUACUCCCGUACGUACUCUUUCCCGUACUCCAAAUAAGAAUGCCUAAUAAGUUUCCGUCCAUUAUAAUCAGACCUUAAAUCUAUGUGCAACGACAGCGAAAGGAAGUGGAACAGUUGUAAACGAAGAAAGUAAAAUUAACUAAGUAAAGUAAAGAUAAAAGAUAAAUUAUAAACACACAUACUCGUAGAUUCUCAAACUAAAAACUCGUCGACAUUUUAACAGUUACUAACAUUUAUUAUAAUAACGACAAAUGAGUAAUACAAUAAGCUGCGAAAUGGCAAAAAACCAAAAACAAUGAAGUUUUGUGUAAAAAAUAAACGUUCUUAAAAGAAAAAGAUUUAAAAAGUGAAAAAAAAAUACAAAACCAAUAAGUGGAAAUGAGAAAUCCUAGUUACUAAGCAAACUAACUACAAACGUAUAGACACUAUAGAAGAAUCAUUGUACCAUAUAAGGGAUUUCAGCGGAAUUUUGUUCUACUUGACAUCUCCUCUAGUAUGUGUAGACUGGCAUGUAAGUUGACUUGGCCGCGCAUGUAGAAUAGCACGAGUUUGUAAACUAGAAACGAAACUUUUAUUUGCCUUAACAUCAAACCAAUAUAUACACCAAUAUAUACAUUGAUUUCGAUGCGAUCCUUUCAACCUUUUGAAUAGUUUCGAAAACCAAUUUCACUUGACGCAUGUACAUGGCGCUCUAAAAACAAAACAGAAACAGAAACUAAAUAACGCCAGAAAAUAUUUCUGAAGCAAGGGGAAAAUGGAUUAAUGUAGUUAUGUGUAGAGUCUCCUUCAUUGUAAGUCAUAGUUAUUAUUGUUAAUUUUAAUUUAUAUUUACACAUAUAUAUUAGAUCAUUAUGAUUAUUAAUUGUGAAUAUGAUGUGAUGUGUUUAUUGAAAGUAAAAACAAAAACGAAACUAAAACAAAAAUACAAUUACUGAAUGUUGCAACGUAAAGAAAACUAAAUGUAUUGUAUCCCUCGGAGGAGAGUGAGGAAGGGGAACUACAAGAAACCUUAUCGAGAAUGUGAGGAAAAUCAAUUUUACCCUAAUUCAGAUCGUAAAUAAGAGUAAUGUUAAAUUACACUAUGAUACACGGCAUAUGUUUGUAUGUACUGUAAGUAGUUAUUCAUUUUUGUCAGGUGAUAUCAACGAAUUUUUCGAUAUGUUCUUCAAGCAGAGCCCACCUCUGCCCACCCCUACUAUCCCUAUCUAUAUCUCUAUAUUGUUUGUAAUUGCGUUAAGUUUCCCAUAUUAUUUCUUCGUCUUUUAUCGUUUUUUGUUUUGUGAUAUUCGCGAAAAGAGAAGAAGUUGACGGAAUAAUUGUUGUUCGUUGUUUAUUUUUUGUGUUCAUAUAUAUUUUUGUAGUUUGUUUUAUUUUUUAUAAAUAUACAUUGUAUUAAACAUAUAUUAAAUAUACAUUAAUGAACUAGAAUAUACAACUUAACUAUACACAUAUACAAAUAAAGAUGAAUUGGAAUAAUA
This is a messenger RNA of Drosophila subpulchrella, 7512 nucleotides long. It is a transcript of the gene mbl, whose product is annotated as protein muscleblind. The coding region runs from base 1147 to 3513 and encodes 788 amino acids. Gene Ontology annotation, molecular function: metal ion binding. The record is from RefSeq and is a predicted model, not a curated record. NCBI's taxonomy places the organism in Eukaryota, Metazoa, Arthropoda, Insecta, Diptera, Drosophilidae. The transcript has 13 exons.